GCAAAAUUCCACAAUAAAUAACCAAAUUUUACAUAUAAAAAUGUGCAAUACAUAUGCAGCAUAUAUUGUAUAUAGUGCAAUAGUGCAAUUUUUGUAACGGCUAUACGAAUUCAAAUAUUUAAACUUGUGUGAAAAUUAUCUUAGUUCUUUAAAAAAUGCCUCGCCGACGUUACACACGCAAUGUCAAUAACAGUCGCAUAAAUUUAAGUAGUCUUUCACCUAGCUGGUCGUUUGCACCUUCUUCACCGCCAGCAACAAUUUCGACUUCGCGCACCGCAUCUGCGGUUGGGACACAUAACUAUUCUUAUACAGAUUAUGACAGCACAGAUAACGAUUGUGAAGAAAAUGGUAGAACGAGUGUAAACAAUGCAACGGAAUUGAACCAUUCAAAUAAUGGAGAAGAGUUUGAUGACCAGUUGGAUUACAUAUCCCAACAUGAAUUUUCGUAUCAUGAAUUUGCAGCCGCCUUGCCACCACCUCAUUUACUAAUGAAUUUAUAUGAGCUAACCAAUUAUAUAGCAAUGGAGAACGGUAGUGGUAAUGUCGCAGGGAGUGGUACCUCCAUUGAAAAAAUGUACCAAAAGAAGUCGCAAUUGGAGCAUAUUCUAUUACGUCCCGAUACCUAUAUUGGUUCCGUGGAACAUGUUACCGAAACGAUGUGGGUAUAUAAUGAGGAAAGAAAUCGUAUGAUACAGCGUCAAGUGACCUAUGUGCCCGGUUUGUAUAAAAUCUUUGAUGAAAUCCUUGUAAAUGCAGCCGAUAAUAAGCAACGUGACAAGUCCAUGAGCACGAUAAAGAUUGAUAUUGAUGCGGAAAAAAAUACUAUCUCGAUUUGGAACAAUGGUCAAGGUAUACCAGUUACCAUACACAAGGAGCAAAAAAUGUACGUACCCGAGAUGAUUUUUGGACAUCUUUUAACUUCAUCCAAUUACAAUGACGAUGAAAAAAAGGUUACCGGUGGUCGUAAUGGUUACGGCGCCAAGUUGUGCAAUAUUUUCUCAACCAGCUUUAUGGUAGAAACAGCAACAAAGGAGUACAAGAGGAGUUUUAAACAAAUCUGGGCAAAUAACAUGUCGAAAACCACGCCACCUAAGAUUAAGGAUUUUGCCGGCACCGAUUUUACGAAAAUUACUUUCAGUCCUGAUUUAUCCAAGUUUAAAAUGGAUCGUCUCGACGACGAUAUAGUCGCUUUGAUGUGUCGUCGCGCUUAUGACAUCGCAGCAGCAACGAAAGGCGUUGCUGUUUAUUUAAAUGGCAAAAAGUUGCCUGUAAAGAACUUUAAGGAUUAUAUUGAUUUAUAUGUUAAAAAUAAUGAUGAAUCGGGACAACAAAUAAAAAUUGUUUACGAACAAGCUGGAGAACGUUGGGAGGUCGCCUGCUGUCCUUCAGAAAAUAAUUUCCAACAAGUUUCCUUCGUCAAUUCCAUAGCCACUACAAAGGGUGGACGUCACGUGGACUAUAUCGCUGAUAUGAUCAUUAAACAAUUGAUUGAAGUUGUCAAGAAGAAGAACAAAGGUGGCAUUAACAUCAAACCCUUCCAAGUGCGCAAUCACAUGUGGGUCUUUGUUAAUUGUCUAAUCGAAAACCCCACCUUCGAUUCGCAGACAAAAGAAAACAUGACAUUACAGGCGAAAAGCUUUGGUUCAAAAUGUGCGCUCUCUGAAAAAUUCAUUGCAAACGUUUCGAAAUCUGGCAUUGUGGAAGCUGUCUUAUCCUGGGCUAAGUUCAAAGCGCAGAGUGAAAUCGAUAAGAAAGGUGGUAAGAAGUCUUCAAAAAUAAAGAACUUACCUAAACUCGAAGAUGCUAACGAGGCUGGAAAGGCAAACUCAUAUCUUUGUACGCUUAUCCUAACCGAGGGAGACUCAGCCAAGUCUUUGGCUGUUUCCGGUCUUGGUGUUAUCGGGCGCGAUUUGUAUGGAGUAUUUCCCCUUCGUGGUAAACUUUUGAAUGUGCGUGAGGCUUCAUUUAAACAACUAGCCGAAAAUGCUGAAAUCAAUAAUCUUGUAAAGAUUAUUGGUUUGCAGUACAAAAAGAAAUACACGACUAUGGAAGAUUUGAAAACUUUACGUUAUGGCAAAGUAAUGAUUAUGACAGAUCAGGAUCAGGAUGGUUCGCAUAUUAAGGGACUGCUUAUUAACUUUAUACACACAAAUUGGCCAGAACUUUUACGUCUACCUUUCCUUGAGGAAUUCAUAACACCAAUUGUGAAGGCAACAAAGAAAGAUCAAGUACUCUCGUUUUACUCAUUACCCGAAUUCGAAGAAUGGAAGAACGAUACGCCAAACCAUAAUACAUUCAACAUCAAAUACUACAAAGGUUUGGGUACCUCCACUUCAAAGGAGGCUAAAGAAUACUUCCAAGACAUGGAACGUCAUCGUAUUGUAUUCAAAUAUGAUGGCAGUGUGGAUGAUGAUGCCAUCGUUAUGGCUUUCUCUAAAAAGCAUGUCGAUGCACGUAAAGAAUGGUUAACAUCACACAUGGACGAAGUGAAACGCAGAAAAGUGCUUGGUCUACCCGAACGCUAUUUGUACACCAAAGGCACGAAACAUAUUACAUACUCUGAUUUUGUUAAUCUGGAAUUGGUACUUUUCUCCAAUGCUGACAAUGUACGUUCCAUACCCUGUUUGGUAGAUGGUUUUAAGCCCGGUCAGCGUAAAGUUAUGUUCACAUGUUUCAAACGUAACGACAAGCGCGAGGUCAAAGUCGCACAGUUGUCUGGUUCUGUUGCGGAAAUGUCUGCUUAUCAUCACGGCGAAAUGUCGCUACAAGCUACCAUUGUUAAUUUGGCACAAAACUAUGUCGGUUCAAAUAAUAUUAAUUUAUUGGAGCCUCGCGGUCAAUUCGGUACUCGUCUACAGGGUGGAAAGGAUUGUGCGAGCGCUCGUUAUAUUUUCACAUUAAUGUCACCGUUAACGAGACUCAUAUUCCAUCCAGCCGAUGAUCCGCUAUUAACAUACGAAGUCGAUGAUGGUCAGAGGAUAGAACCGCAAUGGUAUAUUCCAAUUAUACCAAUGGUUUUAGUGAACGGCGCUGAUGGCAUUGGCACCGGUUGGUCCACAAAGAUCUACAAUCACAACCCACGUGAUAUUAUACAGAAUAUAAGAAGAAUGUUGGCCAAAGAGGAACCAAUACCUAUGCAUCCAUGGUAUAAAAACUUCAGAGGCACCAUUGACUAUGUUUCUGAUGGUCGUUAUAUAUCUUCCGGCAACAUACAAAUUGUGCAAAAUAAUAAAAUCGAAAUUUCUGAACUACCAGUCGGUACAUGGACACAGGCAUAUAAGGAAAGUGUGCUCGAUGCCCUUUCAAAUGGUGAUAAGAUCAAAGCGAUAAUUUCUGACUAUCGCGAAUACCAUACUGACACUACAGUACGUUUUGUCGUUUCAUUUGCACCUGGUGAAUUUGAACGCUUGCAAGCUGAGGACGGUGGUUUCCAUCGUGUAUUCAAACUAACCUCUUCAAUGUCGACUAAUCAAAUGCACUGCUUUGAUCAAAACAACUGUCUACGUCGUUUCCCCACAUCAAUAGAUAUUAUGAAAGAAUACUUCCCCGUACGUCUUGAUUUUUAUGCCAAACGUAAAGAGUACAUGAUGGGACAACUAACAGCUCAAGCUGAUCGUUUGACCGAUCAGGCACGCUUUAUUAUGGAAAAGUGUGAUCGUACUAUUGUUGUUGAGAAUAAAAAACGCAAGACCAUGAUUGAUGAGCUCAUCAAGCGUGGUUAUAGACCCGAUCCAGUAAAGGAAUGGCAGCGUCGUAUACAAAUGGAGGAUGAAGAAGAAGCUGAUGAGGAGGAGGAGGAGGAAGCAGAAGAAGUUGCAACCAGCUCGACAGUGAAGAAGGAGAAAAAGCCAAUUGAUCCGGAGAAGGCAUUUAAAAAGUUGACAGAUGUUAAGAAAUUCGAUUAUCUGCUUGGUAUGUCCAUGUGGAUGCUUACUGAGGAAAAGAAGAAUGAAUUGUUGAAACAACGCGAUACAAAGUUAGCUGAGCUUGCUGCGCUUAAAGCUAAGACCAUUGAGACUUUGUGGUUGGACGAUUUAGAUGAUUUCGAAAAGAAGCUCAAUGAAAUCGAAGAACGCGAACGUCUCGAAGAGAUGGGCAUUAAUAAGAAACAGGCAAAGGCAUUAACCGCCAAGGCAAAGGCUCUAACUGGUACUUUGAAGAAACGUGCUGCUAAGGGUGGCAACGAGAACAUUUUCCCCGAUCCAAAUGGUGUCAAAGUUGAAUUCAAGGUUACCGACGAGAUAAUGAAGAAAAUUUCAACUGCUGUAGCAUUAGCUGCCAGGCCAAAAAUCAAAAAAGAAAAAGCCGAAAAGGCUGCAAAGGGCAUAAAGACUGAAGAGGGUGAUGAGUUUGAUGCGCUGACCGAGAGUGGCGCUAAAGGCCCGAAAGGAUCACCGGAGGCUUUGAAAAAGACAAAAGCUAAAGCGGCGGCUGCUGGUGGGGAUGGAGAAAAGAAGCCGAGAGGACGGAAACCCAAGGAUGAUGGUCUGAAACAAAGCAAGUUGAACUUUGGCAAGGGGCGCAAGAAGAAAGCCAAUACAUCGGAUGAAGACGAUGAUUUGGCAUCUGGCAGUGAUAUUGAGAUGCAUGUCGAGGUUGCACCACGUGCCGAUCGACCAGGCCGUAGAGCAACCGCUAAGAAAAUCAACUACUCUGGUUUGCUCGACAGUGAAGAGGAGAAGAGUAGUGAUGGUGAACUCGAGUUCAGAGAUAAUGAGGGUGUCAAAGAAGACUCCCAUCACGUGGCACAUAUGUCCGAUGCUGAAAAUGGCAGUGAUGCUGAGGAAGCUAACGGUAGUAAUGCCUUUAUCGUAAGCGACUCUGAGCCUACACCAAUUAAGAAAAAGCCAGCAUCGAAACGUCCGCGCAAAAAGGCAAUGACUAGCGAUAGCGAUAGUGACAAAAAGAAGAAGAAGAAGAGGAAUAUUUCAGACAGCGAAGAUGACGAUUCAGAUUUUGAAUGUUAAGCAUUUUCAAUCAAAAUUUCAAGAGAAAAUCCAGAAUUUGACUUGGUGUGCAAGCAAAGCCUGCCUCAAUAUACAUACAUACAUAUAUGAGACCAAAAGAGAGAGUUAGAACUAAGAACAUACAGGGGAAGAAGAAUUAUUAUCAAUAGCCAACUUAUAAUUCGAAACAUAUGUAUGGGUUCAUGUUGAAUCAAACGUCUUCAUUUCAUAUUUCCAUUCCCACCGUAUACCCUCAAGAGCACAUUCAUUCCAUCUUUACAUACAUAUAUACAUAUAUGAUUAGAUGAAAAAAUGAACAUUGCCAACACACAUAUUUAUCGAAAUUACCAAACUAUUUGCAAUGUAUGCGUUGGUUAUAUUAUUAUUACGUCACAAUUUCAUUCAUUGUUGAUUUCGUCUUUGCAGACACGAUAUGAAGUAUUUUAUUUUUUGAACAUAAAACAUUAUUCAUGUUGCGUCACACACAUGUCUUAGAGUUGACCAGCAUAGUACAUACACGUACAUACGUACAAAUGUCGGUUUUUAAUAUAACAAUUUUCUUAUAUAUAUAUAAAUAUUGGUUACUAUCAACUACUGUUCGUAUUUAAAUGUCAAUAUUUGAAUUCUUCAUUUCAAUAAUAAUUGCAUUCAAUGGCCAUUUGCAAAUUAUCAGUUUUUGUUCAUUUGAAUGUAGUAGUGCGAAGGCACAAAAACGGUUGGAAUUUUACUUUACGUCUUGACGUUUUUUAUGUUCUAAGUUUCUUGAACGUUGUUUAAAAAUGUAAAUAUAAAUGAUUCAACUUUUGAAUCCUUUCCAAGCUCGCGUGAAUGUUUUGCGUCGACAUACAAGUAGCAGGCACAUUUAAAAUAUUACUUAAGUACUAUUUUUUUUUAUUAUCGAAAAUAUGGGAACGAUUGGAUAAAAAAAAGUAACAUUAGAGAGGAAGGAAGCCAGUAUGUAUAAGUUGAAUUUUAUAUAAAUCCCUGUCUUUGCGUUAUCUUUUGCUAAUUGUAUAAUUAAAUAAUUGCGUAUUUGUAAUUCACAAAAGCUUUGUGUAAGAUUUCAAAAAUAUGAUGUAUUUUGAUUAAAAAAAUUCAUACACGUACAUAAAUAUUUCGCAAAAGUAUACCGAUAUUCAACACAAAUAAAUGUACGAACGCAGAGACAGAUUUUAUGAAGGAACGUUAAUCAUAAGUAUGUACCAAGUAAGGUUAUACUUAAAUACCAUUCUCUAUACUAUAAAUAUAAUACAUUUUAAUAAAUAAAAUAAAAGAGAAAA
Molecule: messenger RNA, 6226 nt
Organism: Ceratitis capitata (Mediterranean fruit fly)
Lineage: Eukaryota; Metazoa; Arthropoda; Insecta; Diptera; Tephritidae
Gene: Top2
Product: DNA topoisomerase 2
Exons: 9
Coding region: 156-4967 (1603 amino acids)
Biological process (GO): sister chromatid segregation; resolution of meiotic recombination intermediates; DNA topological change
Cellular component (GO): nucleus
Molecular function (GO): DNA topoisomerase type II (double strand cut, ATP-hydrolyzing) activity; ATP binding; DNA binding
Source: RefSeq, a predicted model, not a curated record